This is a messenger RNA of Anopheles arabiensis, 2262 nucleotides long. Its product is annotated as NEDD4-binding protein 1. The coding region runs from base 322 to 1935 and encodes 537 amino acids. Gene Ontology annotation, molecular function: mRNA binding; RNA endonuclease activity. Lineage: Eukaryota; Metazoa; Arthropoda; Insecta; Diptera; Culicidae. The record is from RefSeq and is a predicted model, not a curated record. The transcript has 7 exons. Gene Ontology annotation, cellular component: nucleus; cytoplasmic ribonucleoprotein granule.
CCGCGCAUGGUGCGUUUGUUUACAUCGCUUCUUUAUUUUUGCGAAAGCGCUAGCCCGCAGCCAGCACCACACAUCGAUUAGUAUUGUGGGAUAAAUUCCUCCUUGCGAAUUACAAUUGUGCUACUGUGCCCGCAACAUCAAAUAUACUACCCAAAUAGCGAUAGACUCUUUAUUCGUUUACCCUAACUUUUAACGCAACGACGUCCCAAACCCCCACCGACAAUCCAAUGCGGUUGGAACAGCGUGGAACAGUUGUUUCGGCGAACACACGGCACGAACACGCAACGGCGAGAACGAGUAAUAAUACUUACGUAGCAGAGCAUGGCUCGCACUAGGGCGGGCAAGAAGCAGCAAUCAAACGGGCCUCCUGCUCAACCACGUCGUAGCACCAAAAAGGAGAAACCCAACACAUUCAAAGCUAAACGGAGACCUAAAAAGAAACCGACGAACCAGCUGGCACAGACCUUCGCAAGCAUGGAUACCCGGCAGGCAAACAUGAGCCCUGGCAAGAUGUCGAAAGCGAUGAAACGAAGCUCGAAGGAAAAUUUGCGCCGGUUGAGUGCUGUUGUGGAAAAACGUCGCAAGCAGCAAGAUGCAGUAGUGCAGCUCCAAAACAAGCCAGUCGCUGCCAAUCCACAGAACGGGGGUAUCAAAGAGAAUAAUCAACGAAAAUCGGCCCCCGAUACGAUCGUGAUUGAGGAUUCGGAUGAAGAAAGUGAGCCGACGAGAGGUACGGGUGGUGAUGCAGUGGAAAAUGCUUCCACUGAUCCUUUGUUUUACAUCGAUCGUAACCCUGGUAUACGGGAGGAAGAUGUUCCACUGUACGUCGUCGGUACCGAUGUGGAGGAACAAUCAGCAUCAACGAAGGAUGGUGAACCAAAACAACAACCGUCGUCUGGCAGUAUCGAACCGGACCACCGACGGUCUGCCACGAUCGAACCGAACGAAUGUAGUGUGAUUGUGCUAGACAGCACGUUCGAUCAAACGAUGAACAACAGCAUGAAGGACAUGAAGAUCAACGCUGCUGAAUGUGCAGCACCAAUAACGGUGGGCACUGCCGAACCGUGCCCGAGUUCAAGCAGUAACAGUACCAAUACCAGUGCCACUAAAGUACAGACGAAGAAGAAGAUCCGUUCCAACAGUCAAGCUGCCGAAACGAUCGUUACCGAUGUGAUCGAUUUGAGCGACUAUCCCGAUACGGAGCAGCAACCUUCUUGCUCGUCAUAUGCUGCCAGCAACACCAAAACGCCAGCCUUUCCCACGCUGGAUCGUAUCCCGCUCGGGUACAGUGCGUCUAACGCUGCUCGAGUGAAACCCAAACGUCCUCCACAGAAGCCACACGCAAAUGGCAGUGGUAGCGGUAGUGGUAGUGGUAAAGGUGGUGGUGGUGUUGGUGGAAAAGCCACGAAUACGAACGAUGUGGUUAUUGGGUCGGCUCUUCAUGUAGAAAAGAAGAUGAAGCGGAUGGUGAUCAUCGAUGGAAAUAAUGUCGCGUAUGGCCAUCUCAAUGGGAAGAUGUUCUCGGUCAAGGGGUUAGAGCUGUGUAUAAAUUACUUUAAAAAGCUCGGCUUUGAGGUGACCGCCGUAGUGCCUCAGUUUAAAUUAAAAAGGUAUCAAAGUACGGACCAGGCAUUGCUAGAACAGAUGCAUCGAAAUGGCGAUGUAACGCUGGCCCCGUGCAAAAGUCUUCCCGGCCAGUGCUCUUCAUCGUACGAUGAUCGAUUAAUACUAUCAAUCGCUGAACAGUUUGAUGGUGUGAUCAUAUCGAACGAUAAUUUUCGUGAUCUUCUUGACAUUUCUCCAGAAUGGCGACGCAUUAUCGAAACGCGUGUCGUCGGUUACUCGUGGGUAAAAGACUGCUUCUUCCUGCCGGACGAUCCGUACGGACGGUACGGUCCUACGCUGCAACAGAUACUGUAUCGCACAUCGCAUUAGAAGAUCUCGAGGGCGUUUUUUUUUUUUUUUGAUAAACCAUAAACUGUGCACUGUUUUCUGUUGGUACAGUGGGAAAAACACACGUUAUCAAAUAAUUUUAUUUUCUACAAAAACAUCGUGAAACACCUUAUCUUCAUUUUCUAAAAUAUCAUACGGUAUUGAGAUUUGUUUAUACUGCCGUAUCGUUACUAUUACUACUAAUGGGUGGAUCGUUCCUGCUCGUUACCACCUGAUCGUACGAUGGCGGUAAAUCUGUAAUGACAAAGAAGCACCGAUGUGAAUAAAUCCUCGCAGAACGAGACCGAUUCCCCUGCCUUAAUCCAUGAA